AGUGCAACAACCGUGCUGCCCAAUUCAAAGUACGCCAUAAAUAUGGCGCCAAAAGAGUUUUCAAGCAGAGGUUCCCCUGCUCCAUUCCUCCUCAACAUUUGUUGAGUCUCUCUCUUUUUUUUAAGGAGGAGCGUGCAGGUCUGCCGGACGGAGGGGGACGUUUGUCUUGUGCACAGCCGCGUCCAGCACCGUGCGGCCCGGCCAGAGAGGGACGAGGAGGAGGUGGUAGCCCGGUAGUGUGUUUUGGAAGAAGAAGAAGAGAGGUGGAGGAUUGCGAAACAAACUGGAUUGCAAUCUUUUGGAGGACAUCCAUUUCCCCCCCAAUCCAUUUUGGGACGCUGGUGUGUUUUCGUGCAAAAAAAAAAAAUAAAAAAAAUAAAAAAUGCGACAUGCUUUUUUCCAGUGAGCGGCAUGUCGCGCGCCGCAAGCCGCUCGGCGCGCACUGAAAGACGGCUUCGGCGACGGCGACACCCCGGCCCCUCGGCUCCGUAACCCGAAGCUCCUCCAUCGCACUUUUUUUCCCCCUCAUUUUUUUUGGGGGUGGAUUUUCUUUGGAAUUCUUGUUGUUGUGUGCUUUUUUUUUAAGCUGUCAAGGUGGGUGGGAGGGGGAAGGGUCCUGUCAACCCAACGUGGAAGUUAACCCAGAGGAACAACAUUUACAUGUGCUUGGAUCCCGAUGGUCUCCUAAUCGGUGGGACCCCCUCCCCAGCAGAACAAGAUGGAGAGCGAGACAAAGAGGAGGAAAUACUCCACCAGCAGCAACGACUCGGACACCACCGACAGUCAGGUGACAUCGUGGUCCAGGUCAUCCAAGAACGCGGGAACCAGCAUCACGUGGGUACGACAUCAGCACAAGAAGCAUUCAGAGGUGUUUCGCACCGAUUUCAUCACGGCCAUGAAGCUUCCCGACUCGGCGCAGCUGGGCCUGGAUGACUUUUACGUGCUGUCGGACCCUUGGAGGCAAGAGUGGGAGAAAGGAGUCCAGGUGCCGGCCAACCUGGAGACCAUCCCGCAGCCUGUGGUCAGGUUACUGCCAGAGUCAAAAGGCAGAACUUCCAGCGAGACGGACUCCCGACCUCUCCCUGGCCAAGUCUACAGCUGCUACGACCUGGACGACACGGACGUGGCCUGGCUGGAACUCGUCAACCUAGAGUUUGUGCAGAUGGCGCUGCCUGAGCUGGAUGAGCUGACCAUGGAGUUUGUCCUGGUGGAGCUGGAGCGUGUGUGCGAGGAGAAGAUGCAGCAGGCCAUCGAGGCAGAAGAAGGCCUGGGCAUUGAGUACGAUGAAGAUGUGGUCUGCGACGUCUGCCGCUCGCCAGAAGGCGAGGACGGCAACGAGAUGGUCUUCUGCGACAAGUGCAACGUCUGCGUGCACCAGGCCUGCUACGGCAUCGUGAAGGUUCCGCAGGGCAACUGGCUUUGUCGUACGUGUGCCCUGGGCGUGCAGCCCAAAUGUCUGCUGUGCCCUAAGCGGGGCGGUGCCCUCAAGCCCACCCGCAGUGGAACCAAGUGGGUCCACGUCAGCUGUGCCUUAUGGAUCCCCGAGGUCAGCAUAGGCUGUCCGGAGAAGAUGGAGCCCAUCACCAAGGUGUCCCACAUCCCGGCCAGCCGAUGGGCUUUAUCCUGCAGCCUGUGUCGAGAGCACACAGGAACAUGCAUACAGUGUUCGAUGCCCUCGUGUAUUGUGGCCUUCCACGUGACGUGCGCCUUCGACCACGGUCUGGAGAUGAGGACCAUCCUGGCCGAGAACGACGAGGUCCGCUUCAAGUCAUUCUGCCUGGAGCACAGCGGCGGCGGAGCGGCCCGACCCGAGUGGACGCCCGAUCUCCCGGAGCCCAGAUCGGUAUCGUACUCUGUUUCCGAGAGGGCCGAGCGGGACCAGCUAGAACGAGACAAGGUGAGCCAGAGGAAGCAGAAACUCCAGGAGCUGGAAGACGAGUUCUACCGACUGGUGGACCCCAGCGAGGUGGCGGAGAACAUGGCGCUGCCCAUCACACAGGUGGACUUCUUGUACCAGUUCUGGAAACUGAAGAGGAAGGCCAACUUCAACCAGCCUCUGGUGACUCUAAAGCGGGACGAGGUAGACAACCUGGCCCAGCAGGAGCAGGACGUGCUCUACCGACGCCUCAAGCUUUUCACGCACCUCCGGCAAGACUUGGAGAGGGUGCGUAACCUGUGCUACAUGGUGACGCGGCGGGAGAAGAUGAAGCACAGCCUGUGUGACCUCCAGGAGAAGAUCUUCCACUUACAAAUACAGCUGCUGGAAGAGGACAUGGCCGGAGUAUAUGUAUAUGUGUCUCCCGCAGAGAGAGUCCAGAAAGGUGGAGGAGGAGGAGGAAAAAGGAAGCAGAGUGCAGGAAAGGAGAGCAAGAGAAAGGAGAGAUGGAAGUCAGACAGUGACCCUCUGCUUAAAGAGCUAGGUUUGUCCAAGUCCUUCCCGUUGGAUAACUCGUUGUUCGACAGCUGGCUGGCUGAGUCAGUGCAGAUCACGGCCGACGACAUGCUGAGCAAGUGGGCUCUGGGUUCACAGCACCAGGACAAGAGCGCCAGCCUGCUCUCCGACCAGCUCCUGCAGGGCGAGGAGAGCCUGCUCAAUCUGAUGAUGGAAAACUCCAUGGAGUCCACGUGGAAGACACCCCAGCUAGGCCGCAAAUCCCGGGGCAGCUGCAAGCCCCGCGCCCGUGGACACCCGCACGCCUCUGGCACCAUGCCACCGCCGCAGACGCUUCUGUCUGCCGGCUCGGGGUCCGGUGCCUCUACCGUCAAGAGCCCAUGGGUGGGUGGCGGGGCAGAGGAAAAGCAUGCUGCCCGCAAGGGGUCAAGAGGUUCCUCCAGGUUCCUCCACCACCAACACCCUCACCACACCAGGAGUUCAGACCUGCAGCCGCCCAUCUCCAAAAUGGAUUCCUGCCACAUCUCUGAGGACGGCGAGCCGUGGGGCAGCAACGGUGUCAUGUCAGGGCGGACGCCCGGCGCUCCGUCCCCGCGGCUACGCAUGUCCCGCCAAGUAAAAUCCCGAGGGCGAGGCGGCGGUGGGACGGUGUCCGAGGUAAAGGAACAGCGUUUGCUCCACGCCGACGGCUACUUUUCUGACGGCGAGCAGAGCGACUUGGACAGGCGCCCUGGCGGAGCACGCAAACUCCGCCUGGCGCAGUUGCAUUCUGGGAACGAGGACCUGCUGAGGCGCAGCGUCAUGGCAUCCUAAGGAACCUGAACGACCCGCGCACACGUGAGCGCUCUCGCUCCACCUGUGCCCUGAGCAUUCUUUGAAUGUAGCUACUAGCCUCCUUGCGUCUCACCGCGGAAAUAGGAAACAGGCGUCCGUUUUUUUAUCCAAUUUCUGUGCGUUAAAAGACUUAGUCAUCGUAGUCUUUGGGGCAUUCUUCUAAAUAUCUUUACCGAGGUUGGUUUCAGGGUCUUUGAAUAGCAGGUGGCGUCUGAAAGCACAACUAGCAAGCAAGUAGCGUUAUUAGCACUGGCUGGUUUACAAAAAAAUAAAAAAUAAAUAAAAAGAUGCUUUGUCACUUCCGCAUAGAACAGCAGUUGCAGUUAAAAACAAAGAACGAACGAAAAGAUUCUUCCUCAUUCGAAAUUCCAUUUGUUUGCCUGGAAUAAACUGUGCCUUCUGUCGCACCCCCCCAAGCCAAACAAUCACCAACCAAUCAGCCGUCGCCCAAUCUGACUUAUAACAAUCAAUGCGAAUGUGUCACCUUAAUCAUUUUUAGAGUGCCUGAACGAAGGAUGUACGGACAAAGAUUUGUGUUUUUUCACGUCUACCAUCAAAGAGAUGUUUUCAACAUUAAGCAGUGCCAGUCAGCAGCCUUUAGAGGGCAGCAUUUAGCAUAUCCGAUUUCCCGUUCCAUUACUUUAGCCAGCAGAUGACGUGGCUAGGCUAAUACGGCUAAACUCCCAUGUACCAUCGAAGAAGUUUGUCCAACAAUUUGUGCGUUCAAAAAAAGACUUUGCUGUUUUUGGACCGAAGGCCGUCUGUAAUUAUCUCAGGGGUUUUAAGAAAAAUCAUUUUAAAAAAAAUGUCUCGAUAAAAUGACCUACGUUUGUUUUUGUUUUUUGCAUAGAAAUUAAGGUUAAGCUAGCAAACGCUAUAUAAAUAGAUAAAUAAAUAAAUAUACAUAUAUAAAGAAAACAACGUGUGUAUGUCGAGAAACUUCCACGUUUGGACAACUACUGAGCACUCGGUGUGGUCAGAUGACCACCACGCCGGUACCCAUCAGCUGCGCGGCCCAGUUUACACUUCCUGUUUUUUUUUUGG
Phycodurus eques (leafy seadragon) is the source of this 4270-nucleotide messenger RNA. RefSeq names its product jade family PHD finger 2 (gene jade2). NCBI's taxonomy places the organism in Eukaryota, Metazoa, Chordata, Actinopteri, Syngnathiformes, Syngnathidae. The record is from RefSeq and is a predicted model, not a curated record. The transcript has 14 exons. Gene Ontology annotation, cellular component: histone acetyltransferase complex. Gene Ontology annotation, biological process: regulation of transcription by RNA polymerase II. Bases 719 to 3205 code for a protein of 828 amino acids.